GCCAAUGGGGGCCCUUGGGAUGCACACAGUGGGGUGACAGGCAGUGUUGCUGGAGAAAAAAAUACAGAGCUGCCUGAGGUGGGAGGAUGUGAUGACGUGGCCCCACUCAGCGGGAACUCGGGCCUUUAAAAAGCUGAAGAAACAGCCUCAGAGUAAACGGUGGUUCCACAGGAGGAAAGCACGCCCAGUCACAUUAAAGAAGCCAAACUGUCUGCUUCAAAGAGAAAAGGCAACAUCCUGUCACAGGCCAUGCUCUGGCAAAAAUCCACAGCUCCAGAGCAGGCUCCUGCCCCUCCACGGCCAUACCAGGGUGUUCGAGUCAAGGAGCCGGUGAAGGAGCUACUGAGAAGAAAGCGUGGCCAUACCACUGUCGGGGCAGCUGGGCCACCAACUGCGGUGGUACUGCCCCACCAGCCCCUGGCAACCUACAGUACAGUGGUGACAGAGGAGGGGACAUUAUGUGCUGGCUGGCUCUCCCAACCUGCCCCGGCGACUCUUCAGCCCUUGGCUCCAUGGACACCCUACACGGAGUAUGUGUCCCAUGAAGCUGUCAGCUGCCCAUACUCCACUGACAUGUAUGUGCAGCCUGUGUGCCCCAGCUAUACAGUGGUGGGACCCUCCUCGGUGCUGACCUAUGCUUCUCCACCACUCAUCACUAAUGUCACGCCAAGGAGCACGGCUACACCCGCGAUGGGGCCCCAGCUGGAAGGCCCAGAGCACCAGGCGCCCCUCACCUAUUUCCCGUGGCCUCAGCCCCUUUCCACACUGCCCACCUCCAGUCUGCAGUAUCAGCCCCCAGCCCCAACCCUGUCUGGGCCCCAGUUUGUCCAGCUCCCCAUCUCUAUCCCAGAGCCAGUCCUUCAGGACAUGGAUGACCCCAGAAGGGCCAUCAGCUCCCUGACCAUUGACAAGCUACUGCUGGAGGAAGAGGAAAGCAGCACGUAUGAGCUCAACCACACCCUCUCCGUGGAGGGCUUUUAGGGUUGGCUUGCCUCUAACGGCCCUUUCACCCGAAACUGAGAUUUAAAAAGGGCUCAAUAGAGCCCAGACUUCUGUUUGAAGUAACUAUUUCAUAGGUUCCCUUUCUUCCUAAAGCUGAAUUGUAUUCCUUCUUUUCUCCCUACUUCCUUCCUUCCCCCGACUCCCAUCUUGCUUCCUUAUUCUCUUUUGAGUUUUCUUCCUCUGAAGUGACAAAUGAUAGUGAUAUGAACAACUCUUUAUAGCGAAUGUCACCAAGUCUGCAGCUCAGGGUUUUCCUUUGGUGGCACGUCAUUAGCGAAGCACCCAUCUCUCGGGUGCCCCCUGCUUUCUGGCCGCAGUAGCUUUACAGAUCUAUUCUAUGACCACUUACACUUUCUGCCAUUCUGAAAUGUACCCUGGUUUUGUUUUGUGUUCUGUUCUCAGCCUUGGCCACAUUUACUAAGUGGAUGUUUGUGGUCGGGUUACAGGGGGAUGGGACAGGACUAUCUGGGUGGGUAGUGACAGUCAGUGAGUGAUGGGAGACAGGGCUGAGGAGGAACGGGAUGCGGAUGUGUGUCUGUGGUUAGAGAGGGAGUGAGGAGGGGGAGGCUGAGGAGUGACCUAACAAUCAGCUUUGAAAAAAAAAAUCACUUUAAUGUGGUUGAACUGUUGUUCUUGUCAGCGAUCAGGAGGAAAGCUGGAUAUGGCAAAAAGGAUAAAUGACGAGUCUCCUGUUUCUGGCUUUCUACAGUCCCUCUAACAUGAUGCCAGCACUUAAAAUACUUUUGUCAGCAUAUUGUCAUAGCAACAGGAAAAGAAACAGGUGAAGCCUAUCAGUGAGGAGGCGCGCACUUAGUGGUUCCACGUGGGCUUUUACUUCCUGUUGUGAUUCACCCAGGGCCAUCUUGAUGUGUUGCCAUGGAUUUUUCUGCCCACUCACCGGCUGUCUCUGGGGUCCUGGAGUCCUGGUCAGCAGGUCCUCUAGACUUCGUUUUCAUUUUUUUGCAGUUUUUUUUUUUUUUCUGGAGAAGCAUAACAUUUGCUGUGGAGUGUUUUGCUGUCUUGGGGUGCUCUGCUUCUGAAGUGGAUGUGUCUUUGGGAACUGGACCACUGUUUGCUAAUGAUGCCAUCAUUAUGUACAUACAAGCUUUAGUCUGUAGAAUCCAUAUAGUAGUAAUAGAUGUUCUAGAAAAGGACAGCUUCUUUGAUAUUCCAUCCGCUUUUGUUUCCAUUCAUUUCCAUUCAAUGAGAACUUGGAGCUUUCUUUUUUCCCCAGUGUUUAUUUUGGUUCAGACUUCUCAUUAUCUAUCUAAAAAUCCUGAUAUGCUUAUCUUGAAUUUGUUAUUCCUCAUUUAGAUUAAAUGUUAGAUCUGGAUGAUAGGUUUACACUUCUAUUGGUGGUUACCAUUAACAAGAAAGGGAGCUGGAAGCCUCAGCCUAUUUAAUUAAGACCUUGUUGCACUUAAAAAACACUAUUUAAGAUUUCCUAGUUGCUUGGGAGUUUGAGACUAUGCACAGAGAAGUGAAUGCUGGGAAAGCAAACAAAAUAGCAAAGAAAGUCUUGUGAGCCUUUGCUCGGAUUGAAUUGGUGUCUUUUUCUCUUAAGACCUCAAAUAUUGGCUGCAGGCGUCUAACCAGAUUUCCUCCCGAGUUUUUCUACUUGUAUGCAACAUUUUCAAUAAAGAUGUGUAGACGA
Molecule: messenger RNA, 2656 nt
Organism: Apodemus sylvaticus (European woodmouse)
Lineage: Eukaryota; Metazoa; Chordata; Mammalia; Rodentia; Muridae
Gene: Pou2af1
Product: POU class 2 homeobox associating factor 1
Exons: 5
Coding region: 250-981 (243 amino acids)
Biological process (GO): positive regulation of transcription by RNA polymerase II
Cellular component (GO): RNA polymerase II transcription regulator complex
Molecular function (GO): transcription coactivator activity; POU domain binding; DNA binding
Source: RefSeq, a predicted model, not a curated record